This is a messenger RNA of Schistosoma margrebowiei, 512 nucleotides long. NCBI's taxonomy places the organism in Eukaryota, Metazoa, Platyhelminthes, Trematoda, Strigeidida, Schistosomatidae. The record is from the annotation of a GenBank genome assembly.
AUGUGCCUGUCGAGCGCGUUAGUUGAAGUGGUACGUCACAGUCACCGGCAGUGUGUUAGUAUGCUGAUUAAAGUGAAAACGUUAACUGGCAAAGAAAUUGAAAUCGAUAUUGAACAAACUGACAAAGUUGAACGUAUCAAAGAAAGAAUUGAAGAAAAAGAAGGCAUACCACCACAACAACAACGAUUGAUUUUUUCCGGUAAACAAAUGAAUGAUGAGAAACUUGUCCAGGAAUACAAAAUGCAGGGUGGUUCAGUAAUACAUUUAGUACUUUCGUUGCGUGGAGGUCUAUGAUUUGUUUUUCCGUUCAUUAAUGGAACCAGAUGAAAUCACACGCUUUUUGUAUUAUAUUGCAAAUAUGAGGGGGACGAGGCUUUUUGAGUUCUCGUUCCAUAUCUUUUCCACUGUUUCUGUCAUGACUUAUUCCCUUCAUAAUUAUUUUAGGUGAUAUCUGAUCUUUGCCUAUGUAUAUGUUUUAAAUUACAUUAUCAAAUACAAUCUCCCACGUUGUA